AUGGCUCAUCGCCAGCGGGCUCCAGAAUAUCCUCCUUCUGGAACAGGCGCUCCUGUGGCCGCUCCGAUCGCCGCCAGCCGAGGAGGAGCUGGCGGUCCCUACGCACCCGUAGGGACUACAGCUCUUCCUCACUUUGAAUACUCAGGUCUGGUCUCUUCCAGACCAGCCCCUGGGCAGCUGCGGCCGCCCGGCGCCGCACACGCCCGCAGAGACGCAGGCCGCAGUAAAAGCCGCGGGUGCUUCCAUCUCCGCAGCACCCGGAUGUCAGAAGAGAGAGAUAACACUGCAGUCAAAGAAAAUUUAGACAAGCAUCUCCAAAAAGGUUCUUAUUAUGUUGUCAGAAAGUAUCAUGAACUCUACAUUGUCAGCUUCUUGGUUGAUUUAGGUGCAGAAGAAAAUCAAAGUGUAAAAGAAACUUUGAGGGACAAAGUCAGAGACAAACUAAAAAAUGCUAAGAUUAAUCAAAGUGAGAAAUCUUCAACUAAGGUGUUUAGUGAUAAGGUUACUCAUAGGUCUAAGGUGAGCCCACAGCCCGAAGUCGUACUGGACGAAGGUCUUUCGUUUUUCAUCCUGAGCAGUGAAGAAGAUGCUGCGUUGGGUCAAUCUUCAGAACAGAGAUCAGUAAAUGACAGUUACCCCAAACACUUUUCACUUGGUGAUAGUUCACAAAAUUUUACUGAAGGCCAAGAUGAAGAUUUUAUGAAAGAAGUUAUCUUUCCAGAUUUACUUGAAGUAAAGGCUGCUGAAUAUGAAGAUAAUCAAGAACAGAUUAAAAAACAGCAAGCAAAUAUUUUUGAGCCAAGUAGUUCUCCAGUGAAGUCUGAUCCAGAAGCUUCUACUAGGAGCAAAAUAGAAGGUCAAAGGGAGAUGUAUCAGUUAGAUCUCAAUAUUGUGGGUCUGCAGUUCAGCCAUCAUCCCCUCUUCAAUCAAGAGCAAGUGUUAUGUGCCAGGCUGCUCCAACUUUAUGAGCGCUUUCAGGACAGGCAGCAACAGAAUUUGCCUCAGCUGCUUUAUGAGAAGCUGAAGGCACUGAUAGACACUACCAAAUUAGCAAAUGAAAAUUUGGAAAUGAACCAGUUGAUCAGAAAAUCUUUACAAGAUUAUUAUUGGCAGAUAAGGAUAAAAACAGGUACAUGUGAUGAACAAAAACAAGAACUGUCAGGAAUGUCUGAGACUGAGAAGAAAACUAAAGGAAAAACAUCUCAGAAUGGGGAAAAACAGGAGUACAUGAAGCAUAAAGAAGAGUAUAUUCCAAAGUAUUUUCGUCUGGAACAGUUGCAAGAUGAAUUUAAUUUUGUUUCUGAAGAGGAAAUGAAGAAAAGCAAACGUUUUCAGCUGUUGCAACUUAGAAAUGCAGGUCUCUUUGAUGUAGUCCUACAGCCAAUACCCCUCUAUGACAGAGAGAUUCCAGAUUCAAUCUUCCAGAUGAGGAAGUUGAUAAUGAAAAGAAUUGUCAAAGUUAGCAAAUUUAACUUAGCAGAUAUUGUGGCUGAUUAUGAAGAAAUUGUUUCUACAAGCCAGUUGACACAUGCAGUUUAUAAACUUGUUGAACGGCGAAGAAUGUUAAAGCCUCAGAGAAAAGAAAGGAAAAAAGUGGCAGCACAGACCAUCUGUGAUGGAGACAUUAAGAUUCUUGUCAGAAUUCUAAGGGCUUAUAAUAUUCCUACAAGGAAGAUAGAAGUUGCUAGAUGUGCAGCUGCUACUACCAACUGCACUGUCUUCCGCCACUGGCCACUCUCAGUACCGGAAGUAGAACCCUGGAGAACACAGAACACGGGGUCUGUUUGA
Messenger RNA from Condylura cristata (star-nosed mole), 1788 nucleotides. RefSeq names its product chromosome unknown open reading frame, human C10orf131. Lineage: Eukaryota; Metazoa; Chordata; Mammalia; Eulipotyphla; Talpidae. Bases 1 to 1788 code for a protein of 595 amino acids. Gene Ontology annotation, biological process: non-motile cilium assembly; protein localization to ciliary transition zone. The transcript has 13 exons. Gene Ontology annotation, cellular component: ciliary transition zone. The record is from RefSeq and is a predicted model, not a curated record.